CCCCGCCCCCGCUACAGCCCGCCGUGGCCCCACAGCCCCGCUCUCCGCUGCGGAUCCAUCCUCCCAUCCCCCGUCUCUCGCUCCCUCUCCCGACCCACAUCUCUCUCACGAACUAGGGUUAGGCGCCGCCACUGUUUUCCUGGUCGACGGCGAGCUCCCGCGCCACCUACGGCUACGCCCAUCCCCGCCUCCCUAUCUCUCCACAGGAGCUCGACCCUACCGCCCUCUCCCGGUGGGAGCUCUACAACGACGAUCGAGCGCUGCAGGGCGUUGGUCCUCCUAUCCCACGCCGCCGCCAGCCGCCUGGACGCCACGCUGGAGGUCCUCGGCGCCGCCGGGAGCCAAGACGCGUUCCUCCACAAAGCCGUGAUCCGGGGCUUCACCGACGCAGGCCACCAUGCUGGCCGCCGUCGCGCACGCCGGCCGCUUCACCUUUCCCGAUCUAGGAAACCAGCAUUGCCGCUCCCCAUCUCUUAAUACAGAGGUGAUGACAAAGGAGGAAGAGGCGUUGUCAAGGUUGGACGAGCUGCUGACAAAGGCACAUCUGUAUUCUGAAUUUCUACUCGAAAAGAUGGACCAUCAGCUACAGAUUAUGUUGGCAGUUAUUCAAAUGAAAAAUAGGGAGGAACAUGUGGAAGAUCUGAAUAAAGGACAUGGUAUAAAAAGGAAAGCAAAGCCUAAACACUACAGUGAUGCAGUUGGGAUCAACUUUGUGAGUUCACUUGCUCUGUUAGAGACCAACCCUGCUACAACCAGUGAAGGAAGCACAUUUCAUAUGUCAGGAACCACACACAUCGCAGGAGAUGUUGUUUCUGUGUGUUCCAUGUGAUCUUCUGCCAUCGUAUUUACUUUAUUUGAUUUACUUCAGUAACUUGGAAGUAUCUUCACAAGUGCCAUGGUAACUUGCAUUAAGUACCUGUGCGCUCUACAAAAGCUUGCUAUUUUUCUUAUCUCACUCUGUUCAUAACUUCAUACUGAAGUUGAAUAUUUCCUUUACUAGGUAUGGAAUAGAACGUGAGUACGCUUCGAUGCAGAGAGACGCGAACUCUCCUCUUAGCCAGGACAUGAAAUCCUCAUAUGGGCGGCCAAGGCGAAUUAGGCGAAUCGUUGCUGUUCUUGCUGGGUGAUAACUAGGCCAUGAGUGGACUGUUCGUCUCAUUAUCCAGAUGUAUUUACAAGCUGGCCACCUCCACAAAUCAAUGGAUAUUUUUUUAUCGUGCAACAGUGCAACGUCGUGUUUGAUUCCUUCGGCCUCAUGCUAUCGUAUACAGUACUUCUUAAUCUUUGAGUCAGAAGGAGAAAAUUAUUACGAGUGUAUUGGACAUUCUUGAAGUUGGCAUUAGAUUCUUGCAAAUAAGGAGAUAUUCUAGAUUU
Messenger RNA from Triticum aestivum (bread wheat), 1374 nucleotides. Its product is annotated as ATP-dependent DNA helicase DDM1. The transcript has 4 exons. The coding region runs from base 398 to 829 and encodes 143 amino acids. NCBI's taxonomy places the organism in Eukaryota, Viridiplantae, Streptophyta, Magnoliopsida, Poales, Poaceae. The record is from RefSeq and is a predicted model, not a curated record.